Messenger RNA from Aspergillus puulaauensis, 521 nucleotides. RefSeq lists its product as uncharacterized. The annotation marks the transcript as partial. The record is from RefSeq and is a predicted model, not a curated record. The transcript has a single exon. NCBI's taxonomy places the organism in Eukaryota, Fungi, Ascomycota, Eurotiomycetes, Eurotiales, Aspergillaceae.
AUGGAACAUCAAUUUUUUCAAAGGAUCCCUAGUUUACAGAUUAUCAUAUGUCGUUGCUGCAAAUAUGGUGUGCACCCCAAGGAGGUAGCCGCGCAUCUGCGGGUUAAGCAUUCCAUCAAGCCCCAGGAGUGUACGCAGGUGGCCGAGGCAAUCCAGCAGUGGGAUAAUGUGAUGCAGGAACCCCACGCUGUCCAGAUCCCCCGGAUGCUGCAGAAUCCAUUACCCGGGAUUGAACUGUACAUGAACGGCAUGCAGUGCCAGCAGGACCCUGAACAUUGCCAGUACAUCACCACCCAUAUCAAAAGUAUGCGGAAACACUGGCAGCAGGUCCAUGGAUGGACCCAGCAUCGCCAUAGCGGGUUUGUCAGUCGCCAGGAGCGGGAACAGGGCAUGGCUAGUUUCCAGCAGUCAUUCCGCAUGGUAGCAUGGCAGCAGGUAUUCCCAUCGCGGAAGAACUCCCAUUUAGUGCAUAUUCGAUCCUGCGACCCCGAGCCCGUGGAACCACCCACCCCCAGCUUAGG